This is a messenger RNA of Anarrhichthys ocellatus (wolf-eel), 364 nucleotides long. Its product is annotated as saxitoxin and tetrodotoxin-binding protein 1-like. Bases 67 to 300 code for a protein of 77 amino acids. The transcript has 2 exons. NCBI's taxonomy places the organism in Eukaryota, Metazoa, Chordata, Actinopteri, Perciformes, Anarhichadidae. The record is from RefSeq and is a predicted model, not a curated record.
CACACACACACACAUACACACACACACACACAAACACACACACUCACACACACUGGUUCAUGUCUCAUGACAGCAGAACCUCUCAUGAGUGUCGGUGCCGUGUGUGUUUCAGGGAAGGAGGGCCAUCAUCAGGACGUGGAGAAGAUGAACUCCCACCACGGCGAGCUCAGGAAGCUGGCCGAGUGUCUGGGAUUCCCUCACGACAAACCCUUCAGCUACGACGGAGCUGCAGAUUUUUGUCACAAGAAAUCCUCUCCAGAGGUGGACGUUGCUGCGACUGAAGCCCUGGUUCCUUCCUGAGUGAAGACGUGGGACAAAACCCAACAUGUCAGAUGUGUCGUCAACCAAUAAAAUAACAACUCAA